Messenger RNA from Gongylonema pulchrum, 166 nucleotides. The record is from the annotation of a GenBank genome assembly. NCBI's taxonomy places the organism in Eukaryota, Metazoa, Nematoda, Chromadorea, Rhabditida, Gongylonematidae.
GUGGCGUAGGAUUCGAUAUAAAUUGCGGUGUGCGCCUAAUUCGGACGUGUUUGUCGGAGAAAGAUGUGCAGCCGGUGAAGGAGCAGUUAGCACAAUCGCUGUUCGAUCAUAUACCAGUGGGUGUUGGAUCGAAAGGAAUAAUUCCGAUUGGUGCUCAGCAAUUUGA